AAUUACACACACGUUAUCUUGACUCUCACUUCAUACUAUACUUUGAUUUGUGUGCUUUUGCACUGUAGGAAGUCAUCACUGCGUAUGUGGAUAUACAGAGACACCGGAAUUGGUAUGACUUGUCAGGAAAUUGUUGACUGCCUUGGUACUAUAGCUCAAAGUGGAUCAACAAAGUUUUUGAAAGCUUUGGAGGAUAUCAAGGAUGCUAGAGCUGACAGUAACCUAAUUGUGCAUUUCGGUGUUGGAUUCUAUUCAGCUUUCCUUGUUUCUGAAAGGGUUGAAGUCUCAACUAAGAGCCCAAAAUCAGACAAACAAUAUGUUUGGGAAGGGGUGGGGGGGCUAAUUCUAGCACCUAUUGCAUUCAAGAGGAGACUGAUCCAAGACAUAGCCUCCCUCAUAUGUUGUGCAUAUCUCCUCAAACUUUCCCAUAGUUAUUUCCUACUGACUUGGUCAUUGAAGGCGUACACAAAAGCUCCAGUACUUCGCUGGGAACGUAACCCAUACUGGUACAUCCUUCAGUUCUGUUGUUACAUCAAUCUCGCACCCUAGACUCAAUGCUUUCACAUCCUUCAGAAAACUCACAUCCUCUAUACUUAAUCCUCUCCACAUACGAUGUACAAAUCCAUCUAUAAUAACUUCCAAAGGAGGAUUAGCUCCAAGGACACACACCACUAUUGCCUGAUCCAAAAGACCUAAAUCCUCUAUCCGAUCUUCUUUCAGCAUUUUAGCAACACACUGUCCUUUAGUUUCAUUUGAUUGAAUAAAGGAUUUCAAUUUUCGUGUUAGAUUCUAAAAUUCUAGGGAUUACCUCAUUAGGAGUUUUAGGGGUCAGAUUUAUUCCCUCCAACUUCGACCUCGCUAUCUCAUCAUCAGCAGACAGAUCAGUAUGGACUGUGGUAAUUGAUUUCCGCGUCGAUUGCAUCUCCAUUGCUUUCUUAUUGGCUCGCCCCCGUUUCCUCGCCAUCUAGGUGGAGCCAUGGGUCUCUUGGAAACAACAUUCCUACUUUCGAAUAGGGGCAAAGUCUGCGUACACACACCCUCCCCAGACCCUACUGUUGUGGGA
Messenger RNA from Cuscuta campestris, 1063 nucleotides. The record is from the annotation of a GenBank genome assembly. Lineage: Eukaryota; Viridiplantae; Streptophyta; Magnoliopsida; Solanales; Convolvulaceae.